This is a messenger RNA of Protopolystoma xenopodis, 243 nucleotides long. NCBI's taxonomy places the organism in Eukaryota, Metazoa, Platyhelminthes, Monogenea, Polystomatidea, Polystomatidae. The record is from the annotation of a GenBank genome assembly.
GUUCCAUCUAAGCGCAGAUCGGAUCAGCCAGUAUCUAUAGCCACAGAUGAAGAGUACAGUCGUGUCGAGGUAUCAAGGUUUCCAAGUUUGCGUCCUGCAUUUCUUCCUGCUGACAAAGGAGGUACUAUCACUGCUGCUAACGCCAGUACUUUAAACGACGGGGCGGCUGUCACGAUCCUUACUUCGGCAAGCUUUGCUCAAAAGCUUGGAGUGAAACCCAUUGCUCGAAUAGUCGGUGAGUAA